CUGGGGUGUAUAUAGGAGCCCGGCUGAGGACACACUCACCAGCCUGCACUUUGCCACCUGAGCGCCGCUCCCUCUCAGGAUGAAGGUGACGGUGGGCCCAGACCCUUCCCUGGUCUACCGACCUGAUGUGGACCCAGAGAUGGCCAAAGACAAGGCCAGCUUCCGGAACUACACGUUGGGUCCCCUCCUGGACCGUGUCUUCACCACCUACAAGCUCAUGCACACGCACCAGACAGUGGACUUCGUCAGGAGCAAGCAUGCCCAGUUUGGGGGCUUCUCCUACAAGAAAAUGACAGUCAUGGAGGCUGUGGACCUGCUGGAUGGGCUGGUGGACGAGUCAGACCCAGAUGUAGAUUUCCCCAACUCCUUCCAUGCCUUCCAGACGGCGGAGGGCAUCCGGAAGGCCCACCCAGACAAGGACUGGUUCCACCUUGUUGGGCUCCUGCACGACCUGGGGAAAGUCCUGGCCCUGUUCGGGGAGCCCCAGUGGGCGGUCGUUGGAGACACCUUCCCUGUCGGAUGCCGUCCCCAGGCUUCCGUGGUUUUCCGCGACUCCACCUUCCAGGACAACCCUGACCUCCAGGAUCCUCGAUACAGCACAGAACUCGGCAUGUAUCAGCCCCACUGCGGGCUCGACAGGGUCCUCAUGUCCUGGGGCCAUGAUGAGUACAUGUACCAGGUGAUGAAGUUUAACAAGUUCUCACUGCCCCCGGAGGUAGGUGGGGGGACGGGCAGCCUGGCCCCGGCCACCAGGCCCUGUCCCGCAGCCCUGAGACAGCUGCUGGGUAUGGCUUGCCCACAGGCUUUCUACAUGAUCCGGUUCCACUCCUUCUACCCCUGGCACACGGGCAGCGACUACCAGCAACUGUGCAGCCAGCAGGACCUGGCCAUGCUGCCCUGGGUACAGGAGUUCAACAAGUUCGACCUCUACACCAAGUGCCCGGACCUGCCGGACGUGGACAAGCUGCGGCCCUACUACCAGGGGCUCAUUGACAAGUACUGCCCUGGCAUCCUGAGCUGGUGACCCUCCUGCCACCCAAGCUGCUGCUGGACCCAGGCCUGGCCCUCCGCCUGCCUGGAGAGGUCUGGCCCUGGGCAGAUAGCCGCCAUCAGGGUUCACCUUGGUGGGGGACCCCACUCACCCCCUUAGGGUCGCCACCCCUCGUGGCAACUUGUGCCUGGCGGCAAUAAAGACCUGGAAGGACACUGUGCUUCUG
Molecule: messenger RNA, 1217 nt
Organism: Chlorocebus sabaeus (green monkey)
Lineage: Eukaryota; Metazoa; Chordata; Mammalia; Primates; Cercopithecidae
Source: RefSeq, a predicted model, not a curated record